AUGGAUGCAACACCCCAAUUUUUCAUGGAGUAUCAAGGAGCUGGUCCUAGUAAUCCUUCGAUGCCUCCAAGACCAAAUUUUCCACCGGGUUACCCUCCUCAAGCACCACAACAAAGACCACAACAACAAACAAUGCAAUCUAGCUCUCUUGGGAACAUGUUGAAGGAAUAUAUAGUGAAGAAUGAAGCCAUAAUUCAGAGCCAAGCGUCUUCAUUGAGGAACUUAGAAAACCAAGUUGGGCAACUAGCUAAUGAGCUUAGAAAUAGACCCCACGGUACACUGCCAAGUGAUUCUGAGAAUCCAAGGAGUAUGGGGAAGGAAUAUUGUAAAGCUGUCACUUUGAGGAGUGGAAAAGAGUUGGAGAAGGACAAGACCGAGUCUGGGCAUGAGGGUGAGCCCUCUUCAAUCCAAAUAAAUGAGGAAUUCCAAAAAGAUGCUAAACUUCCUAGUGCACAAAAAUCUUCCUCUGCCCAGAAUGUUGCAGGGAUGCCGCAGCAUUGUCAACCAGCAAGCUUAAUUUCAAAGAAGCCACCUCCAUUUCCUCAACGUUUUCAGAAGCAAAAGUUGGAUUCUCAAUUCAAGAAGUUUCUAGAUAUGUUGAAGCAGUUGCAUAUCGACAUCCCACUGGUAGAGGCACUUGAGCAAAUGCCUAACUAUGUAAAAUUCAUGAAAGAUAUUCUUACAAGGAAGAGAAGGUUAGGAGAAUUUGAGACAGUGGCUCUUACCAAGGAAUCUAGCUCAUUCUUGCAAAACAAGCAGCCACCGAAGAUGAAAGAUCCUGGGAGUUUCACCAUUCCAUGUACCAUUGGUAAUUCUUAUUGUAGCAUGGCAUUAUGUGACUUGGGUGCCAGUAUAAAUCUGAUGCCUAUAUGGGAAGUUGAGGAUGUCUUGGUAAAAGUUGAUAAGUUCAUUUUCCCAGUUGAUUUCAUUGUGUUGGAUUAUGAGGCAGACAGGGAGGUACCAAUCAUUCUAGGGAGGCCUUUUCUAGCUACUGGUAGAACUUUGAUUGAUGUGCAAAAGGGUAAACUUACUAUGAGGGUUCAAGAUGAGCAGGUGACUUUCAAUGUUUUCAAGGCUAUGAGAUUUCCAGAUGAGGUUGAAGAGUGUUCUAUGGUUUCAGUGGUAGAUUCUUUGGCUUCAAAGGAAUUAGAAAAAAAAAAUUGA
Humulus lupulus (European hop) is the source of this 1164-nucleotide messenger RNA. RefSeq lists its product as uncharacterized. The record is from RefSeq and is a predicted model, not a curated record. The transcript has 2 exons. Bases 1 to 1164 code for a protein of 387 amino acids. Lineage: Eukaryota; Viridiplantae; Streptophyta; Magnoliopsida; Rosales; Cannabaceae.